AUGCUGCGCCUGGGGCUGUGCGCGGCCGCCCUGCUGUGCGUGUGCCGGCCCGGCGGCGUGCGCGCCGACUGCUGGCUCAUCGAGGGCGACAAGGGGUACGUGUGGCUGGCCAUCUGCAGCCAGAACCAGCCGCCCUACGAGACCAUCCCGCAGCACAUCAACAGCACCGUGCACGACCUGCGCCUCAACGAGAACAAGCUCAAGGCCGUGCUCUACUCCUCCCUCAACCGCUUCGGCAACCUCACCGACCUCAACCUCACCAAGAACGAGAUCUCCUACAUCGAGGACGGCGCCUUCCUGGGCCAGGCGAGCCUGCAGGUGCUGCAGCUGGGCUACAACAAGCUCAGCAACCUGACGGAGGGCAUGCUGCGCGGCAUGGGCCGCCUGCAGUUCCUCUUCGUGCAGCACAACCUCAUCGAGGUGGUCACGCCCGCCGCCUUCUCCGAGUGCCCCAGCCUCAUCAGCAUCGACCUGUCCUCCAACCGCCUCAGCCGCCUGGACGGCGCCACCUUCGCCGGCCUGGCCAGCCUCAUGGUGUGCGAGCUGGCGGGCAACCCCUUCAGCUGCGAGUGCGACCUGUACGGCUUCCUCACGUGGCUCGUGGCCUUCAACAACGUCACCAAGAACUACGACCGCCUGCAGUGCGAGUCCCCGCGGGAGUUCGCCGGCUACCCGCUGCUGGUGCCACGGCCCUACCACAGCCUCAACGCCAUCACCGUGCUGCAGGCCAAGUGCCGCAACGGCUCGCUGCCCGCCCGGCCCGCCAGCCACCCCACGCCCUACUCCACCGACGCCCAGCGGGAGCCCGACGAGAGCUCGGGCUUCGGCCCCGACGACAUCCUGUCGGCCGAGCCGCCCGCCUCGUCCACCACCGACGCGUCCGCCGGGCCGGCCAUCAAGCUGCACCACGUCACCUUCACCGCGGCCACGCUGGUGGUCACCAUCCCGCACCCCUACAGCAAGAUGUACGUGCUCGUGCAGUACAACAACAGCUACAUCUCCGACGUGAUGACGCUCAAGAACAAGAAGGAGAUCGUCACCCUGGACAAGCUGCGGGCCCACACCGAGUACACCUUCUGCGUGACCUCGCUGCGCAACAGCCGCCGCUUCAACCACACCUGCCUGGCCUUCACCACGCGGGAGCCCGUGGCCGGCGACCUGGCGCCCAGCACCUCCACCACCACCCACUACAUCAUGACCAUCCUGGGCUGCCUCUUCGGCAUGGUCAUCGUGCUGGGCGCCGUGUACUACUGCCUGCGCCGGCGGCGCCGGCAGGAGGAGAAGCAGAAGUCCGGCAAGGUCAAGAAGACCAUCCUGGAGAUGCGCUACGGGGCCGACGUGGAGGCCGGCUCCAUCGUGCACGCCGCCCAGAAGCUGGGCGAGCCCCCGCUGCUGCCCGUGUCCCGCAUGUCCUCCCUCCCGUCCAUCGUCGGGGAGAAGCUGCCCACUGCCAAGGGCCUGGAGGCCGGGCUGGACACGCCCAAGGUGGCCACCAAGGGCAACUACAUGGAGGUGCGUACCGGCACCAGCACCAGCACCGGCACCGGCACCGGCACCAGCUCCGGCACCGGCACCGGCAGCGGCAGCGGCACCGGGGCUGGCUCGGGCACCGGUGGCGGGGACGGCCCGGCCCAGCCCGAGAGUAACCGCCCGGGCCCGGGCAACAGCCAGGGCUCGGCCACGGAGAUCUCCACCAUCGCCAAGGAGGUGGACAAGGUCAACCAGAUCAUCAACAACUGCAUCGACGCCCUCAAGCUGGACGCGGCCACCUUCAUCGCGGUCCCCGGCGGCGGCGCUGGCGGCGGCGGCGGCGGCGGCGGCGGCGGCGGCGGCGGGGACCCCGAGCUGGCCUUCGAGUGCCAGUCCCUCCCCGCGGCCACGCCGGCCUCCUCGGCGGCCUCCCCGGGGGGCCUGGAGCUCCCCACCUUCCUCCCGCCCCCGUUCAAGGAGAGCACCCACCACCCGCUGCAGCGCCAGCUGAGCGCCGACGCCGCCGUGGCCCGCAAGACCUGCAGUGUGUCCUCCAGCGGCUCCGUCAAGAGCGCCAAGGUCUUCAGCCUGGACGUGCCCGACCUCCCGUCCCCCGCGGGGCUGGCCAAGAGCGACUCCAAGUACAUCGAGAAGAGCAGCCCCCUCCACAGCGCGCUGGACCGGCUCCCGCUGGUGCCGUCGGGCAGCAGCGGCAGCGGGGGCAGCGCCGGGGGCGGCGGGGGCAGCGUGCACCACCUGGAGGUGAAGCCGGCCGCCUUCCACUGCAGCGAGCACCGGCACAGCUUCCCGGCCCUCUACUACGAGGAGGGCGCCGACAGCCUGAGCCAGCGCGUGUCCUUCCUCAAGCCGCUCGCCCGCUCCAAGCGGGACUCGGCCUACUCGCAGCUCUCGCCCAGACACUACUACUCGGGCUACUCCUCCAGCCCCGAGUACUCGUCCGAGAGCACGCACAAGAUCUGGGAGCGCUUCCGGCCCUACAAGAAGCACCCCCGGGAGGAGGUGUACAUGGCCGCGGGCCACGCCCUGCGCAAGAAGGUCCAGUUCGCCAAGGACGAGGACCUGCACGACAUUCUCGACUACUGGAAGGGGGUCUCGGCCCAGCAGAAGCUGUGA
Pipistrellus nathusii (Nathusius's pipistrelle) is the source of this 2604-nucleotide messenger RNA. The record is from the annotation of a GenBank genome assembly. NCBI's taxonomy places the organism in Eukaryota, Metazoa, Chordata, Mammalia, Chiroptera, Vespertilionidae.